This is a messenger RNA of Myripristis murdjan (pinecone soldierfish), 4591 nucleotides long. RefSeq names its product protein phosphatase 1, regulatory subunit 21 (gene ppp1r21). NCBI's taxonomy places the organism in Eukaryota, Metazoa, Chordata, Actinopteri, Holocentriformes, Holocentridae. The transcript is spliced from 22 exons. The coding region runs from base 620 to 2983 and encodes 787 amino acids. Gene Ontology annotation, cellular component: membrane; early endosome. The record is from RefSeq and is a predicted model, not a curated record.
UUGUGUCUCCGGUCUCGUUCAAGGCUUUUUUUUUUUUUUUAAGGAGGAUUAAAAAAUGAAAGUAUUUCGAGCUAAUUGUAGGGAAAAGUGUCAGCGCUUUCAUUCAGUUGUAACAGCAGUCACACUCUCAUAAAUCCAGUUUCCCUCACAUGUUGUGUCACACGGCUGCUGUCGGUUGGCGCUACACGGUUGUUUUGUAGCAUAGAUUUGUUUUGCUAACGUCUCGUAGCAUACCUGUUAGCUCGCUCACGGUAGCUAGCUGGCUCGGUCACUCGCUAGCAAGUUGGAACAACAUCCGGCUCUACAAAUUAAAUCAGAUGAUCACCAACCUGUCUUUUCUCCACGACUUGAAGACUGUCAUUCUGCCACAAUGUGUCCGGCGUCACUCACACCGAAUCACGGAGAAAGUCAGCUUAAAGAAAUUACAACAUCGAGCUAGGUAACCUAAGUUAGCUAGGUAACGAGGAACCGUUUUCAUCGUCAACUUAUCCGGCAACUGUCAUUGUGAGUGAGUUGCUGGCGAGCUAACGGACGUCAGCUAGCUAGUUAGCUGUUUAGCUAGGAUAACGUUAUCGUAUCAACCAGUAUUUGGAGAUACUUCAUUCAAACUCCGGCAACAAUGGCUGCAGAUCUGCAGGCGAAAUACAGCAAGUUGGCACAAGAGUAUUCCAAGCUCCGUGCCCAGAACCAGGUGCUGAAGAAGGCAGUGGUGGAUGAACAGGCCAGCUCUGCCUCACUAAAGGACCAGCUGAAGCAGAGGGACCAGAGUCUGAGGAAGGUGGAGCAGGAGAUGGACAGUCUGAGCUUCAGGAACCAACAGCUGGCCAAGAGGGUGGAACUCCUGCAGGAGGAGCUGGCUGCCAGUGAAGCCAAGGGCAAAAAGGGGAAGCUCCAUCAGACUAAAGGGGACUCCCCUUCACAGCAAGGCCUACAGACCCAGAGCGUUUUCGAUGAGGACCUGCAGAAAAAGAUCCAGGAGAAUGAGCGACUUCAUAUUCAAUUCUAUGAGGCAGAUGAGCAGCACCGGCGGCAGGAGGCCCAGCUAAAGGCACGGUUAGACGAGCUGGAGAAAGACUCUGAGCAGCACCAGGCCGUUGUCGACGGACUCACCACCAAAUACAUGGAAACCAUCGAGAGGUUGCAGAGUGACAAGGCACGCUUAGAGGUCAAAGCCCAGACUCUGGAAAGAGAGGCAAAGGAAUGUAGAAUGCGAACAGAAGAGUGUCAGCAGCAGUUGAGACGGUGCCAGUCAGAACUGAAUAGACAGGUGAAGCAAAGCAGCAGCGUUAUCCAGGAGAAAGUGCCCUUCAAUGACACCAAAUUUGGCGACUACAACAGCCUAAAUGUUCCACCACACAAUCGAAGGCACCAGCUUAAGGCCCGGGACGUGGCAGGUCAGGCCGUGGGGUUUGUGCAGGAUCUGGUUGCAGCUCUGUUGAAUUUCCACUCUUACACAGAGCAGAGAGUGCACAUCUAUCCUUUGGACUCGUCCAUUGAGCCCGUCUCCCCUCUUAACCAGAAGUUUUCCCAGUAUUUACAUGAGAAUGCAGCUUAUGUGCGCCCUCUGGAGGACAGCUUGCAGCAAUUACACCAGAGCAUCACAGAGGACACGGUCACAGUGCUGGAGACUGUGGGCAAGCUGAGGAACUUCGCUGAGAAUUUCUCCUCAUACACCCACUUUCUGCAGAAGAUUUUACCAUAUCAGCUGAAAAGCCUGGAAGAAGAGUGUGAGACCCCUCUUUGUACCACUGCCCUUGCUGUGAAAAACCAGGAGCUGCAGAGUGACAUGAAGAGAGUAACGUCCAUGUUUGAGAAACUACAGAACUACAUAAACUUGUUAGCCUUACCCAGUGUUCAACAGGAUGCCAUGCCUCAGAGCAGCACCUCUGCCGUUUUCACCCAGCUGGCUGCCUGUCUCCACAGCCUUCACGAUGCCAUUAAAGAAAUGUCAAAGCACUACAACCAGAAGGCCACCUUAGAGCAGGAGCUGCCCACUGUCACCCAGAAGCUGCGUACCACCACCGAGUGUCUGCUGGGAUCUCUUGGUUCACUGACCAACAGCACUGGCAAGAUUGCCACUUUCUUCAGCAACAACCUAGACUUCUUCACGUCAUCCACAGGCUACGGCCCAAGAGGUGGCACAGUAGCCCUCAACCCCUUGCAGGCAGAGAGCAUGCUGGCCAACAAGAAGAAAGCAGCUGCCUAUAUCCAUGCUAUUAGAAAGCCCAGGCCUCAGUCUGUUCCGUACAGAGAAGCCCUGUCGAACCGCCGCAUAUUGACCAGCUCCACAGAGAGUAGAGAAGGUCUCACUCAGCAGGUGCAGCAAAGCCAGGAGAAGAUUGCUCGGCUGGAGCAGGAGAAGGAGCACUGGCUCCUGGAGGCCCAGCUGGGGAAGGUCAGGUUGGAGAAGGAGAACCAGCGCAUUGCAGACCUGGAAGCCCAGCUUGCAGCAGCUCUGGGGGGAAGUCCGACCGCACACACAGCCCUGGCCAGCACGUUAAUACACAGCCAAGAGGAUGCAGAGACGGAGCAGAGAGCCACAGGGAAAGAGGCUACGCUCUGCACAAGCCUGGUCGGCAUGCUGUGCACAACACCUACAGUUGAGCAUAUGGGAGACGAGGAGUCAAGGGAACAGCUGAUAAAGACUCACUAUAUGGCCAGAGUCGGGGAGCUCACCACUCAGCUGCAGAUUUCGGACAGCAAGGCUGUGCACUUCCACUCUGAGUGCCGUGCAUUAGCCAAGCGUUUAGCAAUCGCAGAAAAAUCUCGGGAGACUCUGAGUGAAGAGGUCAAACUGGCCAAUCAGAACAUCACACGCUUGCAGGAUGAACUGGCUACGACCAAGAGGAGCUACGAAGAUCAGCUGAGCAUGAUGAGCGACCACCUGUGUAGUAUGAAUGAGACACUGAGCAAGCAGAGAGAGGAAAUCGACACGCUCAAACUGGGCAGCAAGGGAAAUGCCAAAAAGAACAAAGGUCGCUAGGCUCGUCCCGAAGCUGGCUCCAUUUGGCAUCACAAGGGCACCCUGAGGGAAGAUCUGGAGUGUGGAGCCUCCCAGCAGCGGCCUGUCACUACUACUACCACCAUCACCAAACCACCAGAUGGAGAAGCUACAUGAGCCGUGGGUUUCUCUGCUAUCUGGUUACACAGAUGGACUGGGAGGUGGAAAAUGUCUCUUACAGAGGAAGUGUCUUUUUUUCUCUUUCUUUUUCACAGCACCAAUUACAGCAGUAUUUGUAAAAGGCUUCCUGAAGCUUUGAAGGAAGCUGCUGCUUGACCUUUUGGCCAAAGCAGGGUGGGAGAAAGACAAAGCGUUUCCCAAAGGGACGGCUGAAGAGAAACAGCUGAAGCCUUGGUAAUGCUUACUGAAGUCAAGACUUGAAGACCAAACCCUGUUGAUUAGUGUGUGUAAUUUUUCUGUUUAACGUACGUGUGGGACUGACAGAAAAACUGCAACAGAGUGCGCUCUUACUGCUUAUCUGUGGGAGGUGAUCGAGUAAAUAUGGUGUGACUGAAUGUGUGUGUUUUCAUUAUGCAAGAGAAUGUGUUUGUCUAAUUGUGUGACUGUGGCACCACGCUUUCGAACAAAUGAGAUGAGUUUGGUUUUACAUUGAGAUUUUUUUUUUUUUUUUUUUAAGAUUUAACUGGAGAAUAGUGGCUGUAAGGGCCUAUAUGGCAACAUAUAAUAUCCCCUCUAACAGUUGCACACAUCACAAGCCUCUCUAACGAAGGGCUUUCCACCUGAGUGAACGAACAAUUAACAGACACACUUGAAUUCAUUCCUAAUUUUGGAAUUCUCUGUCUUUUGUAAGUGGUGAAAACGAAAGAUGUCUGCCUUGAAGCAAUGAUCAACUUUGUUUACCUGGAGGAAAGCGUUGGACGGACAUAAAAUGGUGUCAGUGUCUCUGUGAAGUUGCUGUGUAACAUUAGUCAUUUUAUCACCAAAGUAUGUACAGUAUGGAUGUGCACUUAGAACACUUGUGUAGCACAAUAGUCUCUGAAUUCAUGUUCUAUCAUGUGUGGAUAAAAAAGGGUUAAUGUGAAUAUACUCUCCUUUGAAAAAUCAUGAAAUACAUUAUUGUACUGUAUAAUUUUUAAAAAGGAAUAUACAAAAGAGGCAUUUAUUCUGAGGUUACAAAUGUUUAUUUUACAAAAAAUGAUGAAAAAUGAAACUCAAAAAUGUAAAGUCAUGCAAUGAUUUUGGGAUGUCUCAUAUGGUAGAUGGCUGGUUUAAAAGGAGCUGUUAUGGUGGGUUGGCCCCUACGCCGUGAUUGUUGGUAACUGGUGGUUGGACAGCCUAAUCUAUGCCUUACGGCAGAGAGCAUUUAAAGUUUACAAUUUACAAUACGCUAAAACCACUGGUGCUUGCAGUGGCACUGUGAUGAGCUAAAUCAACAGAGCGUGAACAGCGGUGACGUGAAGUUAAUUAAAUCCACGUUUGUCUAUCCAUACCUGCCAGCAAACCUUUUACUACAAAGAUUUGCCAUUAACCCCUCCCUUGAAACUUAAUAAAAAUAAUACUUGUAUCCUCACAAUAUUAUCUGUUCAGAAGCACAUAAAUAUGCGAAAGAAAUAAAAAGCUUGCGCAACA